This is a messenger RNA of Vanrija pseudolonga, 1618 nucleotides long. RefSeq lists its product as uncharacterized. The coding region runs from base 104 to 1336 and encodes 410 amino acids. The record is from RefSeq and is a predicted model, not a curated record. NCBI's taxonomy places the organism in Eukaryota, Fungi, Basidiomycota, Tremellomycetes, Trichosporonales, Trichosporonaceae. The transcript has 6 exons.
CUCACUUUCUCUCUCUUCUUGUUCUACUCAUCAUCAUCCUCCUCCUCUUCCUCCUCUUCCUCGUCGCUCUCUAAACCCCCAACCCCCACACACCACGCCCACAAUGGCACCCACAACCGUCCUCUUCGCAGCCCUCGUGGCUGCUGCCGUCGCCAGCGCCCAGACGACGGUCGUCACUACCCCCGCUGCUGCCACCCCCGCCGCAGCUUCCCCCACCACUCCUCCUGCUGCCCCCGCUGGCCCAGUCGUCUCCCCCAAGCCCCUCACCGAGUACAACAUUCCCUACUCGGCCAUUCCUUACCAGGUCAACCCCUACCCCGUUCUCCGUGGUCCCCAGUCUGGCUACAACCUCUGCAACUCGACUACCGAGGGCCCCAAUGCACUCUGCCAGACCGCCGUCUUCAACUCGAUCGAGGACUUCUGCUUCUGGGGUGGCCCCGGCACCACGGGCACCGACACAAUCGGUGUGGUUGAGGCUGCUGUUGUCGCCUACUGCUCGCGCUCUGGCCACGGUGCCCGCAUCUUCCCCGAGGGCACUUUCAGCUCUAUUCAGUUCAUGAAGACCCCUGCCUACAUCCAGAUUGUCGGCUACUUCAACCAGACUGCCGGUAUCAACCUUGCCGCCUCGGACACUGGUGGUGAGCUCGACCCUCACGGUGCCGACCUCCUCGGCAACCCCCUCGGUGGUCUCUUCUACUCGACUGGCUUUGCCAACGGUGACGGCAAGACCUAUGUUCAGACCCAGAGCUGGAACAACUUUGUUGGUUCGGGCCUCUUCUGCCUCAAGCUCUGCGACCCCAGCUACUCGACCGACAAGAACUACUGCCAGAACAUUUACGACCUGAUUGGCUGCACCUACAACAUGCCCGCCGACUACGCCACUCUGCAGAAGGGCGGCGUCUUCGAGUCGUGCGAGGGCGAGAUCCAGGACGAGGUUGGCACCUACACCUCGAACGGCCAGACCUACACCUGGUCCCAGCCCGAGACCCUCCCUGCUACCAGCACUCUCCCCUGGACUCCUCGCGUCCCCGCCUCGUCCAACUGCCAGACCUUCCAGUCCACCGACCUCUUCCCCAUUGCCUCGCUCGGCUACCAGAGCGCCGCUGCCGCUUCGUCGGCUUCGGCCGCCUCUGCUGCCUCGGCCGCCUCGGCUUCGGCCACUGCCACUGUCUCGAACGGCAAGUCCCAGGGCAGCGCCUCUGCCUCGCGUACUGGCUCGGGAUCCGCUGCCGGUGCCAGCUCCACCUCGAAGCCCUCGGCCGGCUUCACCUCGGCCACCGCUUCGCCCGUGGCCGCGCUCGUGACCCUCGUGGCCGUCGCCCUCCUCGCCCUCUAAGCGGCUGUAUCCCUUCGCAUUAUCACUCGACCCGCACCUGGCCGUCCGUGUCGCCUUUUCAAGUGCCAAGAUCCAUGACGACGGACCUUGCAUAACCCCAUACAUAGCCUUGGUGCAAUCCGGACUGAGGCAAAACACGCUUCUGCGCUCAGUGCCGGGUCCACCCGCCUAAUUGUGUCUAUAUCAUUCAUGAAGCGCGCGUACGCUCUCACUAGCCUCUCUUAUCGUUCAUGGACAAUCGUACCUUCUCAUUUUUGUGCAUGCAUGGUCGAUCAGCCCCAC